CCCUGCCAGGCCCCUGCGGGCCUUUUGAGCCGGGGCGGCGGAGGGGCCUGGGAGGAGAGUGAAGUUUCUGCAGCGCCGUGAAGGUGGAUGGGCCGCCGGGCACCAUGGAAGGGGUGCUGUACAAGUGGACCAACUACCUGAGCGGUUGGCAGCCUCGAUGGUUUCUUCUCUGUGGGGGCAUAUUGUCCUAUUAUGACUCUCCUGAAGAUGCCUGGAAAGGCUGCAAAGGAAGCAUCCAGAUGGCUGUGUGUGAAAUUCAAGUUCACCCUGCAGAUAACACUCGGAUGGAUCUGAUUAUCCCUGGAGAGCAGUACUUCUAUUUGAAAGCCAGAAACGUAGCUGAGAGGCAGAGAUGGCUCGUUGCCCUGGGAUCUGCCAAGGCCUGUCUAACUGACAGUAGGGCCCAGAAGGAGAAAGAAUUUACUGAAAACACAGAGACUUUGAAAACCAAGAUGUCUGAACUGAGGCUUUACUGUGACCUUCUUGUUCAGCAAGUGGAUAAGACAAGAGAAGCCACUGCAGCUGGUGUAUCGGGUUCUGAGGAGGGAAUUGAUGUGGGAGCUCUGCUGAGAUCCACAUGCAACACUUUCUUGAAGACGUUGGAAGAGUGCAUGCAGAUUGCCAACACGACCUUCACCUCUGAACUAUUGUACCCCACUCCUCCGGGAUCUCCCCGACUGGCAGUCCUCAAGCCUAGCAAGAUGAAACAUCCCAUUAUACCAAUUCACAACCCAGUAGAAAGGCAGAUGGAACUGAACAGCUGUGAAAACGGAUCUUUAAAUGUGGAAGUGACUGAUUCUGAGCCAACUCCAGUUACAAACGAAACCCCCUCAGACUUGAAACUGGCAGAGAACGAUGGUACCAUGUCAGCUGAAGAAAGCUCAGGUCAGGAAACAAAGCAAGCUGGAGAAAGGGGAAUAUCGCCUGCCUCCGGAAGAUGUGAUAAUGACUUGAUGCCACCUGGGGGGGAUUUCUUAAGUGAAUCUACUAAAUCACAGAGGGAAGAAGAAAAAGAAGAGGUUCGGACUUUCUUCAGUGCCAUGAACACUAGCUUUAGUGAUAUCGAACUUCUGGAAGACAGUGGUAUACCCACAGAAGCAUUCCUGGAGUCGUGUUAUGCAGUAGUUCCAGUUUUAGACAAACUUGGACCAACAGUUUUCGCACCUGUUAAAAUGGAUCUUGUUGGAAAUAUUAAGAAAGUAAAUCAGAAAUAUAUAACAAACAAGGAAGAGUUCACCACACUACAGAAGAUUGUGCUCCAUGAAGUAAAUGCAAAUGUGGCUCAAAUUAGAAACUCUGCCACAGAAGCCCUCUUGUGGCUAAAGAGAGGAUUGAAGUUUUUGAAAGGAUUUUUGACUGAAGUGAAGAAUGGAGAAAAGGAUAUCCAAACUGCCCUGAACAAUGCAUAUGGUAAGACUUUACGGCAACAUCACGGCUGGGUGGUGCGAGGGGUUUUUGCGCUAGCUUUAAGGGCGGCUCCCUCAUAUGAAGAUUUUGUGGCGGCAUUAACAGUACGAGAAGGUGAUGAUCAGAAAGAAGCUUUCAGUAUUGGGAUGGAGCGGGACUUGAAUGUUUACCUUCCAGCCAUGGAAAAGCAGCUGGAGAUACUGGACACCCUAUAUGAAGUCCAUGGUUUGGAGUCAGACGAAGUGGUAUGACCCUUGGCGAGUGAGGCCUCACAACUUCAGGGACAACGUUUGCUAAACCUUCUUUUCUGAACUGUAAUUUCCAUUCAGUCUGUUUCCCCUCCCAUCCAUCUUGGGAAGGAAAGGUGGUCAGGGGAAACCCAGUGCUUUUAUAUUUGAUUUUUAAAAAUGCUUAUGUAUCUAUUUCAAAACCAAGGUGCUAUAUUUCUGUUCAAAGGGCCUAUUUGAAACCAAACUAAUAUGAUUGAGUUUUGGAGGGUCUUGGCAGUGGUGGAUGCAAGUAACCAGUUGUAAAAGCAGAUUUGGCAAACCGCACAAAGAUGAGCACUGUACUUUGGAUCUCGAUGGUUUCUCUUUUGAAAGAUAUUCCGUGCAAGAAAGUAAAUCCGAAAGAGAUAAAGAAAAAGCUGUUUUAGAAUUGUUUAAUCCAUAAAACCUAGAGUUGGUUGAAAAUGAA
Ornithorhynchus anatinus (platypus) is the source of this 2103-nucleotide messenger RNA. It is a transcript of the gene PLEKHA8, whose product is annotated as pleckstrin homology domain containing A8. The transcript is spliced from 14 exons. Gene Ontology annotation, molecular function: ceramide 1-phosphate binding; ceramide 1-phosphate transfer activity. NCBI's taxonomy places the organism in Eukaryota, Metazoa, Chordata, Mammalia, Monotremata, Ornithorhynchidae. The coding region runs from base 105 to 1658 and encodes 517 amino acids. Gene Ontology annotation, biological process: intermembrane lipid transfer; ceramide transport. The record is from RefSeq and is a predicted model, not a curated record. Gene Ontology annotation, cellular component: membrane; cytoplasm; cytosol.